AUGCUGAGUCAGCGGCGCCCUCUACUAUGGGUAUGCCUGCUUUUUGUAUCCGGUGGCUUGCUGUGUAACCUCAUUGCAUUUAUUCUGCCUUAUUGGUUUGCACGAUUCCCCAAUUCGAAGAACCGGUUCUUACGCCUGGGUCUCUGGGAGAUUUGCUUACAAGAGUACAUGCCGCACGAUCUCGGGAACUUUAUGUACACUGGGUGCUUUUAUCUGUUUGAUCCUCAAAUCCACGCACUGCGACCUAAUUUUAUGAGAACGUGGUUCCUCGUUUGCCAAAUAUUUUAUACCCUCUGCUUUAUCUCGUACGUGGUGGUAACCGUGGUUCUACUCUCUCAGGCUGUGAAUCUUGUGUCCCCACGGGGACCCCGGGCUGUUCUAUUCGGUAUAGUUACCAGCGGUUUGACCUGCAUACUCCUCUUGGUCACACUUACUGUUAUGGGAGCCGGAGUGGAUUCCGAGAGCAAGCGCAAACCGGCCGCUCAGCAGGACUGGCUUCAAUCACUGGACCAAUGCAGCUUGUCUUGGUCUUAUGGACUUGCUGCUUGCUCUAUGCCGGGAAGUCUUUUGACCUUCGCCAUUCUGAGUUGCUUUGUCUAUCCCAAACGCUCCUCUCAUGGUCUGCUAUCUGUCAAUGCCUGGAAUUGGCCUUCACUCGCCGACUGGACGUGUCAACACAAUCGGAGCAACUCUUACCAUUCCACUAGUCGGUCGUGUUCGUAUCAGUCUCGAUCUUUUGCCUCAAGGGAUGUUCGCACUCAUUCUUCUCUAAACGAACGCGCAGCCCCUCGCUUCACGCUAGCUUUCCGUGAUCCACUGAUUUCAGCGACUCCAUCUGACUCUUCUGGCCGACGCAGAAUGCACACUCCUGCGUCUCCUCAUCGCACACCAAUACCGCAAUAUGCUCCUCACAGAGUGUUCCAAACGGAUGAAAGAGUGAGCAGCUACGAUCCACGAUCUCCGGAUUCCAUCUCACUCCUUUCUUACGAGCCGCAACUUACCAGAAACAAUGACCGCUAUUCAAGAAACACUUCUGACGGAGGACCGAAUCGGGCACUCGAUUCUGUGAACUCUUACCGAGCUAAAGCCAAGUCAAAUCGAGACUCGCAGCGUAGCCUGAGUGACCCACUUCGUUCAAGUUCAGCUACUUCAAGUUCUAAGCCGCCACCUGGAUCGUCCGUGGAAAUACAACGCACAGGCGCUGGUAGCAGCAGUGGUUUGCGGUCAGCAGACACUUCCGUCUGGACGGCGAAUUCCCACUCCGUUCAAGCAGCAAGACCUAUGCGCAAAGGGCGUGAUCACCACAGAACGUCGUCCAGGGCUUCAUCCAGACAACAGACCUCAUCGUCCUCCGUAGCCGAGAUCGUGGAAGAUACGCCAACGGAGAACACUGGUCCCCCAGCGCGAGUUCAGGCCGCCAAGAAAAUGAAGCGGAAAUCGUAACUGGAGAGACCAUGACUUCACCAUUACUGCACUUUCAUUUUUCUCUCAUGCUUAUGUUCUUUCAGUGUUGUAUUCCAAUAGUCCCUCCGCGGCUGUGUACAUUCGUCCACUUUUUGAUGUUCACUAUCCGGUUCACACAUUCCUUCAUUUUUAUAAUUGAUUUUGUGUUGUUUUAUGCCACAAGAUUUCAUUACUAUUGUAAA
This is a messenger RNA of Dicrocoelium dendriticum, 1646 nucleotides long. The record is from the annotation of a GenBank genome assembly. Lineage: Eukaryota; Metazoa; Platyhelminthes; Trematoda; Plagiorchiida; Dicrocoeliidae.